Messenger RNA from Pogoniulus pusillus (Red-fronted tinkerbird), 380 nucleotides. RefSeq names its product ASNSD1 upstream open reading frame (gene ASDURF). NCBI's taxonomy places the organism in Eukaryota, Metazoa, Chordata, Aves, Piciformes, Lybiidae. The record is from RefSeq and is a predicted model, not a curated record. The transcript is spliced from 4 exons. Bases 79 to 372 code for a protein of 97 amino acids.
UGUGGGCGCUGUCACCGUUCCGGCCGCUGCGGGUGUGUGUGGGGCCGUGGUGCCCGGCGGGACGUGCUGCGCGGGGGGAUGUCGGCCCGCUCGGCUCAGGAAGAGGAAGAGGAGAAGGAGGGCGAGAGCGAGAUCGUGAGGCUGCGCCACAAGGAGGAGCUGAGCCGGAAGAUUAAAGAGCAGAAGGUUGUAGUUGAUGAGCUUUCUAAUUUGAAGAAGAACCGGAAAGUUUAUAAGCAGCAACCCAAUAGCAACAUAUUCUUCCUUGUAGACCGAACAGAAACGCUGUCUCAGUGCAAAAACAUAUUAGAUGACUUAAAGAAGACACAUCAGGAGAUGGAAAAUUCAGAAAAGACUAAAAUCAAGAAUUAGUCCAACUG